AUGGCAGGCACGCGCGGGAGACUGCGCAAGACAAACGAUGCGCCGGCUCCCAGGCGCUCGCUGCGCAAAAGGGACACGAAAGAGGAGGAGGAUGACGGACUGCCCGAUGUUUUGCGCGAGAUGCUGCACGAGGACCGAGUCGCCAAGAGAGCCGCCGAAGAAGAGGACAAGAAGCCGCUGAAGAAGCGCAAGACGGCGCAUAUCCAGCGGACCUCGAGCCCAGCACCGCCAUCACUGCCGCCCACGCUACUGCCCUAUGAGCCACCACACCAGCCUGGUCGCGUGCGCCAGACAGUCGAAGACUCGGACGAAUCCGACGACGACAGCGACAUGGAGUGGGAAGACGCCCUGGGCGAACGUGGAGACGGUGGGGACAGCGACGACGACGACGACGGCCAUGUGAAAGCGGCGCCUGAGAUUGGCGAUGUCUCCAUCACAAUCGGCGGCAGGAAGAGUGACGAAGUAUCAACUAAGAAGAAAGUGCGCCGAAGGGCCAUCACCUCAGUAGAUCGCAAGCGCCGUCUGGACAUACACAAGAUGCACGUACUGUGCCUGCUGUACCACGUCCACCGUAGGAAUGCCUGGUGCAAUGACGCGAGGGUGCAGUCUGCGCUGCGCAGGCUCGUAGAGCCCAAGACCCUGACGAAUCUCGUCCCUAACCCAGACCUCACCCAGUACUCGGCAUCGAAGCGCUUCGUAGAUGCUCUGAAUGACUUGAAAACAAUGUGGUCGAAGCGCUUCAAAGCGACUGCCCAGGGUAUGUCAAAGCCAAAGUGGGCAGAGCCAGGUGCAGAAGUGCGACCCUUCUCCGACUUCGACGAGCUCGACAGCGCCAUGGAUAAGGACGACUUCCGCACAUCUGCGCGCACAUUGCAAGGCUCAUGCGACGUUGGUGGGCAGCUGUUCUGUGCUCUUCUGCGUGGGAUCGGCAUUGAAACACGCUUGGUAUGCUCUUUGCAGGAGCUGCCCUUUGCCUCCGCAGCACAGCCAUCCACGCCUCAGAAGCCAGUCCAAUCUUCAAAGACCAUCACUGUAGACCCAUACAACAAAGCUCCCGCCAGCCCGGCGCCCACGCGCACCAAAAAGCUCUCCCGACUCGAGCGCAUCAUGGGCGAACGCCAUCCCGUGCUGAACAAAGCAGGCACUGGACCGAAGAAGCUAAAAGCCUACCACACUCCCUACCCGGUCUACUGGGUAGAAGCAUUCAACUCUGCCCACCAGAAAUGGAUGCCCAUCGAUCCGCUGUCCACAUUCACCGUCAACGCCCCAGAGAAGCUAGAGCCACCCUUCAGCCACACGCAGAACAGCCUGACGUAUGCCAUUGCCUUCGAAGAUGACUGUACAGCACGCGAUGUGACUCGCCGCUACGCCAAAGCCUACAACGCCAAAACGCUCAAGUUCCGCGUCGAGUCCACACCGCAUGGUUCGAAAUGGUGGGUGCGCACGUUAAGAUAUUUCACCCGACGCCUUCCCCUCCCUAGAGACGAGGCCGAAGACGCAACGCUCGCCCGCAAGGUCGCGGCAGAAGGUAUACCCAAGAACGUGCAGGACUUCAAAACCCACCCUAUCUACGUCCUGGAGCGGCAUCUUAAACACAACGAGGUCAUUCACCCACUCGACGUUGUGGGCAAAGUCAAUGUCGGCAGCAGCAUGAAUCCACGUAUGGAGCCCAUUUACCGCCGCAAAAACGUACACACUGUCCGCAGCGCAGACAAGUGGUACCGCAUGGGCCGAGACGUCAAGCCCGGUGAGCAGCCGCUCAAACACGCAAAACCGAAAAAGGGGCGCCUACCCUCCAUUGGCCCUGACGAGCACCUUGAAGACCAGCAGGAUGAGAUUGGCGCAGCGCUGUAUGCAGAGUUCCAGACCGAACUAUACAUCCCGCCGCCCGUUGUCCGCGGCAGAGUCCCCCGCAACGUCUACGGCAACCUCGAUCUGUAUGUGCCCUCGAUGUGUCCGCCCGGCGGCGAGCACAUCCGGCACAAACUGGCUUCAAAAGCAGCUCGCAUGCUGCAAGUCGACUUCGCCGACGCCGUCACGGGAUUCUCGUUCAAAGGCCGCCACGGCACAGCUAUCGUCCAGGGCUGUGUUGUCGCUGCCGAGUACGCUGACGCAGUUACCACGACUAUCGAGGGCAUUGAGUACCUGCAGGAGCAGGCUGAGGUGGAUGCUCGGCGGGCCGAGACGUUGCGUUUGUGGCGACGGUUCUAUCUUGGCUUACGAAUCGCUCAGAGAGUCAACGCGAUCGAGAUUGACGGCGAAAGGGGGGACGUCAUCGACGUGCAGGCCUCGAUCAACCACGCUGAACAGCAGCGGCAGGCCGAUCAGAUGGCUGGCGGUUUUCUCGCUGAGGAUGCUGCAUUCGUAGAACCGAGUCGGCCGGCUAAACCGGAUAUCGACUUUGGCGGCGGCUUUGUCCCCGACGACGAAGACGUCGACGAAGGAGGCGGCUUCAUCCCCACCAACGACAGCAAAUCAGGCAGCGACCUCGACCUCGGCGGGCCAAGUCUCAACCGCCAAGAAUCCUUCGGCAGCGUGAUCCUCGAGUCUCAAGAACUGCGACCACGCAAACGAAGCAGUUUCGGCGAGGCAUACCUCUCCUCUACUCCCUCUCCACCCCGAAGCCGCAAGGAAGGAAGCGAGGACGAAGACGAGGAGAGCGAGUGGGAAGACCCAGCUGGCUUCCAGCAGCUGCGCCACAAGCAAAGUCCCGUCCCUGGCCCUGCCGCCGAACUGCCGGAGCGUGUUGCCGCCAACGAAGAAGGAGAAGACUCGGGCGCGGGCUUCUUCCUCCCGCCCACAGCGACGGACACGCACGCAGCCGUGCACAACGCCGUUGCGCCAGAGGAGGAGGAGCUCCAGCACGCUGCGGCCGGCGUAGAGGAUAUAGUGACUGUCAAACCUGAGGUCGCGGUGUCGACUACGCAGGAGCCAGCGCAUGAAACAGAGGUUAACGCGCCGGCAUCCUCGUCUUCAGACGCUGGCUCCCUUCCUCUCGAGGACCCGGAGGAUGAGGAUGCGGAGCCGGUUUGGCUAUAA
This is a messenger RNA of Ascochyta rabiei, 3039 nucleotides long. RefSeq lists its product as uncharacterized. Gene Ontology annotation, biological process: mismatch repair; nucleotide-excision repair. The record is from RefSeq and is a predicted model, not a curated record. Gene Ontology annotation, cellular component: nucleus; cytoplasm; XPC complex. The transcript has a single exon. Bases 1 to 3039 code for a protein of 1012 amino acids. Gene Ontology annotation, molecular function: damaged DNA binding; single-stranded DNA binding. Lineage: Eukaryota; Fungi; Ascomycota; Dothideomycetes; Pleosporales; Didymellaceae.